Symsagittifera roscoffensis is the source of this 4224-nucleotide messenger RNA. Its product is annotated as methionine synthase-like. The coding region runs from base 351 to 4151 and encodes 1266 amino acids. Gene Ontology annotation, cellular component: cytosol. The record is from RefSeq and is a predicted model, not a curated record. Gene Ontology annotation, biological process: tetrahydrofolate metabolic process; homocysteine metabolic process. Lineage: Eukaryota; Metazoa; Xenacoelomorpha; Acoela; Convolutidae. Gene Ontology annotation, molecular function: cobalamin binding; methionine synthase activity; zinc ion binding. The transcript has a single exon.
CCAAUCUAAUAUUGGCGGUACAAACCACAAGGACAAUUGUAACUUGAGUGGAAAAACAAGAACAGCAAUACUAUCAGCAUUCGCUUUCUUCAUAUCACUAUAUCAGUUUGGCCCUUAAUACCAAGUCACACUACACUUGCUGAUAAUACCACCACCGAAAAUUCUGUUUUGCGUUUACAUGUUCUCUUCAUAAACAAAGUGUAAUAAAUCAUAAUCAGAAACACUUUUGAUUUUUUUAGAUCAAAUAAUUGUUCGUAUCUGACUUGGCUUCAGGCUGUAAUCAAACUCUAUCGUUCAUUACUCUAUAAUGCUGGGUUAAAGUUGUCUAACUGAAAACAAAAAAGGAAAUCAUGUCACCUCGAGAGUGUGUUGCCACGAAUGGCUACACUAAUGGAAAUUCGACUGGAAAUAUUUUCGACGUUCUCGAACGUACGAUGCGUGAACGUGUCAUGGUUUGCGAUGGUGCUAUGGGAACUAUGAUUCAAAAACACAUCUUGGAAGAAAAUGAUUUCAGAGGCACGCAGUUUGCCAAGCACGAAAAACCCCUGAAAGGGAAUAACGAUAUUCUGACAAUGACUCGACCUGACAUCAUUUAUGAUAUCCAUCGUCAAUACUUCGAAGCAGGUGCUGACAUGGUGUCAACAAAUACCUUCAGCGGCACUUGGGUUGCUCAGGCUGAUUAUGGACUGGAACACGUGGUUUAUGACAUGAAUAGAGCCGCUGCAGAGUUAGCAUGCAAAGCGAAAAAUGACAUAACAGCAAUUGAUGGGCAACCAAGAUUUGUUUGUGGCGCUUUGGGACCCACUAACAGAACGCUAUCAAUUUCACCCUCGGUUGAGAAGCCCGAGCUCAGAAACAUUACCUUUGAUGAGUUAGUCGACGCCUAUGGAGAACAAGCGAGAGGUUUAUUAGACGGAGGGGCGGAUAUUUUGAUGGUCGAGACAAUUUUUGACACUGCAAAUGCAAGAGCAGCUUUGUAUGCAAUUCAGAAUCUCUUUUUCGAAGAGUACGAACCGGUUCCAAUCUUCAUAAGCGGAACUAUUGUCGACAGGAGUGGCAGGACGCUUUCCGGUCAAACUGGAGAAGCUUUUCUGAUCAGUGUUGUACAUUCUAAUCCAAUGUGUGUUGGUCUAAAUUGCGCUUUGGGAGCUACUGAAAUGAGACCUUUUAUUGAAGCUAUCGGCAAAAAUACAUCAAAGUUUGUGAUCUGUUAUCCAAAUGCUGGUCUACCAAACGCAAUGGGAGGGUAUGAUGAAACGCCGGAAAUAUUCGCGAAGCAUGCUUAUUCAUUUGCUAAAGAUGGUUUGGUGAACAUCAUUGGAGGUUGUUGUGGAUCAACGCCGGAUCAUAUCAGAGCGGUCGUAGAAGCGGUACGCCCUAUCAAACCUCGAGUUCCACCGCCUCCUAGAACCGAUUCUAACAUGCUGUUGUCGGGCUUAGAGCCGAGAGCAAUCGGACCGGAAAGUAUGUUUGUGAACAUUGGCGAAAGGUGUAACGUUGCGGGUUCAAGAAAGUUUGCAAAAUUGAUAGUCGAUGAUAAUUACGAGGAAGCACUAACGAUAGCAAAAGUUCAAGUGGAGAACGGAGCCCAAGUAUUAGAUAUAAACAUGGACGAAGGAAUGUUGGAUGGAAUUGCUGCAAUGCAGAAGUUCUGCAACCUGAUCGCUUCAGAACCGGAGAUAUCAAAAGUGCCUCUUUGUAUUGACUCAUCGAAAUUCGAAGUGGUGGAAGCAGGUUUGAAAUGUACACAAGGUAAAUGUAUUGUAAAUAGUAUUUCUUUGAAAGUCGGCGAGGAAUUGUUUGUGAAACAGGCGAGAAUCAUCAAGAACCACGGGGCCGCUGUUGUCGUCAUGGCUUUCGACGAAGACGGUCAAGCGGCCGAUCGAGACAGAAAAGUUGAAAUAUGUGCUCGAUCAUACAAAAUCCUAACGGAGAGACUGGGAUUCGAUCCUCGAGACAUAAUUUUUGAUCCGAAUAUUCUCACAAUAGCGACUGGGAUGGAAGAACAUAAUAACUACGCUGUCGAUUUUAUCGAGGCUUGUCAGAUUAUCAAAGCAACGUUGCCGCAUUGUAAAAUCAGCGGAGGGUUGUCAAAUCUCUCGUUUUCGUUUCGAGGCAUGGAAAGAAUCAGAGAAGCUAUGCACAGUGUGUUUUUGUUCUAUGCUAUCAAAGCGGGAAUGGAUAUGGGAAUUGUUAAUGCUGGUAACUUGCCUGUUUAUGAUGACAUCGACAAAGAUUUGCUGAAAUUAGCCGAAAAUGUGAUUUUGAAUAAAGAUCCAGAGGGAACUGAGAAGUUGCUGGAUUUUGCCAGGUUGUAUGGAAAAAGCGGAAAGAAAGACGAAGUUGCGGAUGUAUGGAGGUCGGAAACAGUGGAGCAUCGUUUGGAGUAUGCGCUUGUAAAAGGAAUUGACAAGUUCGUUACCGAGGACACUGAAGAAGCAAGACAGUGUAAUGAAAAGUACCCUAGACCUCUGAAUAUAAUUGAGGGUCCCCUCAUGAACGGAAUGAGCACGGUUGGAGAACUGUUUGGAGCUGGCAAAAUGUUUUUGCCCCAGGUCAUUAAAAGUGCGAGGGUCAUGAAGAAAGCAGUGGCUCAUUUGAUUCCAUUUAUGGAAGCGGAAAAAGAAGCGAGGCGUUUGGCAGGAGCUGUGGGCUCUGAAAAUGAAGCUUCAAAUGCGGGAACCUUUGUCAUUGCAACUGUGAAGGGAGACGUACAUGAUAUUGGUAAGAAUAUCGUAGCCGUUGUUCUUGGUUGUAAUAAUUACAACGUCAUUGACCUUGGCGUCAUGUGCUCGUGUGAAAAGAUUCUUCAGAGCGCAAUUGAAAAUAAAGCUGAUGUUGUGGGUCUCUCGGGUUUAAUCACGCCUUCGUUAGACGAAAUGAUUCACGUUGCUAAAGAAAUGGAAAGGAACGGAAUCAAAGUACCGCUGCUGAUCGGAGGAGCUACAACGUCAAAAAAACAUACGGCAGUUAAAAUUGACCCUGCGUAUUCACAGCCCGUUAUUCAUGUAUUGGAUGCCUCGAAAUCGGUCGUUGUUUGUUCAAGUCUGUUGAGUGAUAAACAACGAGAAGAUUUUGUAGAAGACAUUGUCGAGGAGUAUGAGGAAAUCCGAGAUGAAUAUUACGAGACCCUUCGCGACCGAAAAUACCUUACGAUAUCAGCGGCAAGAUCAAAAGCUCCCGCGAUUGACUGGGCAGCUGAGCCGCCAGUUUGCGCUCCCUCUUUUUUGGGCACGAGGGCGCUAAACGACAUUCCAGUAGAAACGGUGAUUCCGUACAUUGACUGGAAGCCUUUUUUCGAUAUCUGGCAGCUGCGUGGAAAAUAUCCAAACCGUCAUUACCCCAAAAUUUUUGACGAUAAAGAAGUUGGAGAAGAGGCGAAAAGGAUUUACAAAGACGGAAGAAAUAUGCUGAACAAGAUUGUUGCUAAAAACUGGCUCAAGCUAAGAGGAAUUGUCGGUUUCUAUCCUGCAAAUAAAAGCUCGAGCUGCGAAGACGAUAUAACGUUAUUUUCCAACGAAAGUAGAUCAGAAGAACUCUGCACAUUAUAUGGUUUGAGGCAGCAAGGCGAAAAACCAAGUGCCUCGGAUAAUUACUAUUGCCUCUCAGAUUUUGUCGCUCCCAAAGGACUGAAAGAUUACGUGGGUUUCAUGGCCGUAUCAGCAGGCGAGGGUGCCGAGGAAAUUUCAGAAAAUUUUAAAAACGACGGUGAUGACUACAGUUCAAUCAUGAUCAAAAUUAUUGCAGAUCGUCUUGCGGAAGCGUUCGCUGAGUACCUACAUGUUAGAGUGAGGAGAGAUUUCUGGGGAUACUCUCUGGAUGAAAACUUGGCAUGCGAAGAUUUGUUGAAGGUCAAGUACUCUGGAAUCAGACCAGCCCCUGGAUACCCGACACAACCGGACCACACAGAGAAAAUAACGAUGUGGAGGGUAAUGCAAGUUGAGGAAAAGACAGGAAUCACUUUGACGGAAUCCCUGGCUAUGAAUCCCGCAGCUUCUGUUUGCGCGCUCAUUUUGGCACACCCUCAAAGCGAGUAUUUUUCAGUUGGAAAAAUUGCCAAAGAUCAAACCGAGGAUUAUGCAGCGAGGAAAAACAUGAAAACAGAAGAGGUGGAGCGAUGGUUAAGGUCAAACUUGUCAUAUGAUUGCUAACAAGAAACGGGUUUAUUUUAUAAAUUUUUUGUAUCAAAUAUUCUAUUUCUUUCAAUUAAUACAUUCUGCUCUU